AUGGACAGGUUGGGCGGAGUGCAGAUCCGCCAUUGGGCCCAGCCGUCCGCGGCCGCCGCCGCAGCCGCAGGGGCCGAUGUAUAUGACAAGGGCAAGCGGCAGGCGGGUUGCCGUUACAUCGAGAAGUACGGCCCGAGGGCCAACAACAAAAACCAAUUCGUGGAGCGGACCGACGAGAUGAUUCACGAUGAGAACUCUCCGAUUUUCGGAUGGAUGGCAUCAGACGUCAAGGAGUCGCUCCGCAACUACGCGUCGGGCACUGCCGGCGCGAGGACAGUCGAGCGCUGGGCGGUCACUCUCAAGCGGUUUGACCCGCCCCUGUUCGACCGCAUCGUCGUCCCCAUCCUUGGGAGCCACGACGUCCAUGGGACCAUGUGGAUCGGAAAGACCAUGGUCGGCAAAUCCACAGCAUCCAAAACGAUCGGCUUCGCUAUUUCUGCAUGCCAGAUUGAGAAGCACCGCCGCGCUGACCCCCGCCCGAGCGUCAUCACGGCGAAGACGAUCGACUUCCUGCGCUUGGAGCCUGAGACCAUGUUCAAGCCCGCCAUCGCAGACGACACCGUGCUGGCCAAGUGGGGCCCCGACAAGAUCAAGGCUUUCCUCGACCCCGCCGAGGAAGACGCGCUGCUUUGGGCGAGGUGGGGCGGCGCCUCUUUCGAGCAGAACCAGUCCCGCCAGAUCUGCGUCAGUCCGUGCGACGAGGAGUUCGAGGCGACGGUCGAGUCCGCCAGCAGGGAGAAGGAAGAGGUAGCAUUCAGUGACUUCAUCAAGAUCAUCGGCUGCAAUUGCAUCGGCGAAAAGCAGUGCAGCUACAAGAUGGCGGACGUGGAGGCGUACAUGGCGAGGUCCAACGUCGUGCUCCUCUCGCCGAACUGGGUGCACUUUCGGGCGGCAUCCACGACGAAACAGCCAGUCCCUCGCCUUCCGUGGCCAGCGCCCGCGAAGCCAGAUCUCUUCACGCCCGAGACGUACGACAUCCUCAAGGCAUUCAAGAAAGACCAGACUCGCGUUCCACCCGGCUAA
Prorocentrum cordatum is the source of this 1023-nucleotide messenger RNA. The record is from the annotation of a GenBank genome assembly. Lineage: Eukaryota; Dinophyceae; Prorocentrales; Prorocentraceae.